GAAGUAAACAGUAAUCACGUUACAACCCGGAAGAAUUGCCGUUUCUCUGAUUAACGUUUGAAUAGACAAGAAUGAGCGAUUUAUCUGGUGAAGGAACGAUUAAACGCGAUGCUGCGGACACCGUGCAGCCUCUGACCGCCACAUCAGCGUCCUAAUCCGCGGCUCCGGAGCCAGAGGCGGCGGAGAGUGAGCAGCUACGCCCUGCUGCCAGCGGCCGCCCCACACCGUCUCUGUGUUUACAAAUCGGCCGAAGAGAAGCUGUUUUUCCCCGCAGUGAGUCGGUAGCUAGCCGUGUUUCAGACGGAGGAACAAACAUGGCUGAAUUGCAGGUAGUGGAGCCGAGCAGCACCAGCACCAUCGAGCAGCCGGAGCACCGCGACGUCCGCGGCUCGGUCCGCCUGGCGUCGCCCACCCUGCUGGUCCCUCCGCGGGGCAGCCAGCUCAGCCCCGCCGGGGUGUCGAGCGGCAGCGGCGGCCGCUCCGUGUUCGGCUUCCCGGGGAAGAGCAGCCCGAGCUCCCCGUCCGAACCGGCAGACAAACCGGGCUCCCGCUGGGUCCGGCUCAACGUCGGCGGGACCUACUUCAUCACGACCAAACAGACGCUGUGCCGGGACCCGAAGUCGUUCCUGUUCCGACUGUGUCAGGAAGACCCGGACCUGGACUCCGAUAAGGAUGAGACAGGAGCCUACCUGAUUGACAGGGACCCCACAUACUUCGGCCCCAUCCUGAACUACCUUCGGCACGGGAAGCUGAUCAUGGACAAGAACCUGGCAGAGGAAGGCGUCCUGGAAGAAGCAGAGUUCUACAACAUCGCGUCUCUGGUUCGGCUGGUCAAAGAGCGGAUACGGGACAACGAGAACCGGACGUCUCAGGGUCCUGUGAAGCACGUGUACCGAGUACUACAGUGCCAAGAGGAGGAGCUCACACAGAUGGUCUCAACCAUGUCGGACGGCUGGAAGUUUGAGCAGCUCAUCAGUAUCGGCUCCUCCUAUAACUACGGUAACGAGGACCAGGCUGAGUUUCUAUGUGUCGUUUCUCGGGAACUCAACAACUCCACCAACGGCAUCGUCAUCGAGCCCACCGAGAAGGCCAAGAUCCUGCAGGAGCGAGGCUCGCGGAUGUGAGGAGUUCUGCUCGCUGAGCUCAAUAACACUUAACCAACAAAACAAAACAAUAACAUGAACAUCUUCUCCACGAGUUUACCCUCCUCCUCCUCCUCCCUCCAACCGCCUUCAUCAUCAUCACCAUCAGCCUGGUCCGUCCUCCUCUGGUGUGCCUUUCCACAGCGGGGCUCCCGUCCUCUCCUCCUCCUCCUCUUCCUCCUCCUCCCUCCGUCCGGCUGUGGACCUCUUCGGUUUAAAGGGAUUUACAAGUGAGUGUUUCUCCUCAUAGCAGCUGUUUGAUGGUCAGUGUCUCCGCGGCGGCGCAGUAAUGUCAGUGGAGAGCUUCUAUAGAUCAUCUUCAUCGUUUAUCAUCGUCACGUUUAGCAGAAAUCUCCUCAGGACUCUCAAGGGACAUAAAGGAACGAACACGGCUCUGACGAGCCUCCUCUGACUCCUCUGAGGCGCCAGGCCGCCGCGUGGAGGGCGAGCGGCUGCAUCGCUCGCCGAAUCUUUAGAAAACAUCACAAACAGGCGUCCUGCCGCUGGAACACCGCGGCGGCGUCCUCCUGGCUCCUGCUCCUGGGCUCCAUUUGGUCCGGAAAGUUUCAAAAGACUCAUAAAAAAAAAAAAAAAAAGAAAAAAGACUACACCUGUGUACAAUUUGUCAAGGCAUGUGAGGAAUCUAUAUGAAUCUAUAUAGGCUACAUGAUGAAAUUAUAUGAAAUGCAAAUGGUGUAAUUACUGAUUUCUGUAUCAUAGUUGUCAUAUAUUUACAUAUUCUUGGUGGGUGAGUCUAUUUAACAGUGACGGAGAUGAUAUCAUUUUUUCCUGAAGGUUCCCGUGGCUGAAAUAUCACCUCGUUCUCUCAGCUGCACGUUUUCUGUCGUGUUCCUCAACAAAAAAAAAGCAAAAGGUUUCCUCUUCGAUAUCCUACUUUGAUCUCUUGCAUAUCUUAAAAUUGUAAUUAAGGAUAAAGGAAAACUGUCGUGGCGGGAUUUGGACCGUGGCCAGUGUGCACGUUGCCUCAAACCC
Molecule: messenger RNA, 2135 nt
Organism: Centropristis striata (black sea bass)
Lineage: Eukaryota; Metazoa; Chordata; Actinopteri; Perciformes; Serranidae
Gene: kctd2
Product: potassium channel tetramerization domain containing 2
Exons: 6
Coding region: 315-1124 (269 amino acids)
Biological process (GO): proteasome-mediated ubiquitin-dependent protein catabolic process; protein homooligomerization
Cellular component (GO): Cul3-RING ubiquitin ligase complex; cytoplasm
Molecular function (GO): cullin family protein binding
Source: RefSeq, a predicted model, not a curated record